AACCCGGAUAGUUGUCAGUAGCGGACCUGUCUCGGGUAAACUGGUCUGUAAACCGUUGAAAAUAAAACUGUUUAUUUGGCAUGUCUCACGCACAGGUCUGCGGGUUCUGAGGACAAACACUUGUGCAUGAUAUCCAGCAGUAGAUGAUGUCGGAGGCCGCUCUGGAGGAGGUGAGCGUGCUGUCGUCCAUCUACUGCGGAGAAGGAGAGUUCCACUUCCGGCAGUCUGAUCAGGAUGGGCUGGUGGUCCAGAUCAACUGCUCUGCUGGAGCGGGCCGGGGGCUGGUGCUGAGUGUGGUGUUCCGUCUGCAGCCCGACUACCCCGCUCACCCUCCACACAUCUCCGUCUCCUCCACCGACCUGUCCCGGGCUCAGUGUGACGGCGUCAGACAGAAGCUGCAGGCUCGAGCUGCAGCCCUGCCCCCAGAACCCAUGGUCCACCAGCUGGUCCAGUACCUGCAGGAGGAAUGUGUGCAGCUGAGCCAGGACCCCGGAGCAGACACCAGGGGGACACAGGAGAGGGAACCGGAGGAGGAAUGGACUGCAGUGCUGCUGCUGGACCACAUCCGCUCUCAGAACCGAUACGUUGCUCUGCUGGAGCGCUGGAGUGUUCAGCUGCAGCUGGCUGGAAGGUUGUUGCUGGGGCCGAAGAUCCUGCUGCUGCUGCAGGGCUGCAGGCGGGACGUCAAGGAGUUUUGUCGCCGGUUGAAGACGGUUAAAGUGGAUGUGGACUCGACGGGCAAGAAAUGCAAGGAGAGGAUGAUGACGGUUCUCCUGGAAGCCCCCUCUUCCUCCGGCCGUCAGGGCUCCCAGCAGGGUUUCUCAGUGCAGUCCUACCAGUCUCCAGCAGAGCUGGCCGGGAGCUUCCAGGAGCUGAGCGUGUCUGAGUUGUACCAGCAGAUCCUGCCCACGUUAAGGGCCUGACGGAGGAGGAGCUGCUGCUGCUGCUGCCGCGCCCAAACCAUACACAAACGUCCAGCCGAGCUGAAGGCUGAAGGGUGUGUGUUCCUCCCAGGACGGAGCGGAUCAGUGGAAAAUAUUUGAAAAGAAAAACGGAGCCUGAAAAGGCUCGUCCUGAGUGUUCCUGCUGGACUUUAGCUGUUUUCAGAGAAAGCAGUUUCCACGGCAGGACGUGGCGGUCGGUGCAGCUCAGACCCAGACCACGCAGAUCUGAACCCGUUACAAACGUUAUGCUGUUACGGAAUAACUUUAAUCCUAUACGUCCCAAAUAUUGUAACAAAUGCAAGGUUUCUUAUGGGUCUUACUUCCACUUUAUUCGGCAGGCUAUGGAAACGCCUGUGGUCAUCACAUGACAUCAAAGUCGACACAAAAAUCUCUGUAUAUAAAGCUGUUGUGUUGUCAGCCCUUCUCUAUGGUGCCGAAACGUGGACACUAUACCGUCGCCACAUCACACGUCUCCGCUGCCUCCAACAACGCCAUCUACGGGCAAUCCUUCGCAUCUCAUACCAUCAAAGAGUGACAAACGAUGAAGUUCUGACUCGAGCCAAUAUGAUGGAUAUGGAGAUCAUCCUCUCCAAGAUACAACUAAGGUGGGCAGGGCACAUCGCUCGUAUGCCUGAAAACCGACUCCCGAAACAAGUACUUUUUGGAGAGCUUGCUAAAGGAAAAAGAUCUGUCGGUCGCCCACUCCUACGAUGGAAAGAUACACUAAAGAGCACUUUUAAGCAAUGUGACAUCUCACCAGACACAUGGCAACUCGAGGCUUUGGAGCGUUCCAGAUGGAACAACACCACAAAUGCUGGCCUUAAAAAGUUGGACGAUCUGAGGCAGCAAAACAACGCACUUAAACGUGCACGUCGUCAUGCGCAAAGGGAGGCCACUGCUGACGGGAGCCUAGGAGCAUUCAAGUGUCGUCACUGUGACCGAAGAUGUACAAGCCGCAUUGGCAUGCUAAGUCAUGAGCGUGCCUGCAAGAAAUAAAAGAAAGAGUAGUGAAAACAUUGGAACAUGGACGUUUCGCAGGCAGCCAUCGUCGACUCGACGGGCAGCUUUGUGUUGUGUGUGUGUUACUUCCACUUUAUACGUUUCUGGGGAAAGGUUUGUAAUGAAAUUUCUGUAAUAUUUGGUAAAAAUCUAGGUCUUAAACCCCUUUCUUGUAUUCUUGGAUUACAUUCUUCAUUGAAUCUUAAACCCCACACGGUAAAACUGCUUGACGUUCUUUUGUCUGGUGCCAGAAGGUGCAUCUUACGUCAGUGGAUUUCUGACAAACCUCCUACGCUUUCACAACGAAGUAUAAUAAUAAAACUCAUCCUUCUGGAAGCCACGACCGACUGGCUUAAGGACAAACCCUCAAUGUUUUAUAAAGUUUGGGAGCCAUUCUUAGACUACAUUGGAACAGAGAGUGCACAGACUUUGCAGAGAGGCCUCUAUGGACUUAUCUGGAAAUAUAUAUAUAUAUAUUCCUAUAGAAGCCUAUACUUGAGUUUGAACCAAGCGGAAUAUUGUAACACCUCACUGUCUGGAUAUCUGGUCAUGCACCCAUUCAACUGUUAAGUCUUCUUUCCCCUCCAUCCCUUUUUUUUCUUCCUUUAUUUACUCAUUUUGCUUCAUCAUCGUGUGUGAAUUCCUGCUCAGUGUGUUCUGUGUAGAAUAUGGUGUUCUUAUAUUUUACUUUAAAACCAAAA
Messenger RNA from Cololabis saira (Pacific saury), 2644 nucleotides. It is a transcript of the gene rwdd3, whose product is annotated as RWD domain containing 3. The coding region runs from base 144 to 923 and encodes 259 amino acids. The transcript has 6 exons. Gene Ontology annotation, molecular function: protein binding. NCBI's taxonomy places the organism in Eukaryota, Metazoa, Chordata, Actinopteri, Beloniformes, Belonidae. Gene Ontology annotation, biological process: positive regulation of hypoxia-inducible factor-1alpha signaling pathway; positive regulation of protein sumoylation. The record is from RefSeq and is a predicted model, not a curated record.